Molecule: messenger RNA, 1394 nt
Organism: Wasmannia auropunctata (little fire ant)
Lineage: Eukaryota; Metazoa; Arthropoda; Insecta; Hymenoptera; Formicidae
Product: V-type proton ATPase subunit D-like
Exons: 3
Coding region: 194-841 (215 amino acids)
Cellular component (GO): proton-transporting V-type ATPase complex
Molecular function (GO): proton-transporting ATPase activity, rotational mechanism
Source: RefSeq, a predicted model, not a curated record
CCCUGGGGCCCGGGCCCACUUGGCAGUUACGAAAAUUUAUCCAUGACCGACCGUCUUCAAUUUCCGACACUUCGUCGGGAUGCUUGUGUGAAUAUGUGUUUUUCUUCACUAAUCCAAGUUGUAAUACAAUUAAAAUUGAAAAUCGUAAUUUUUUUUCUCGAUAAAAUUGAACGUCAUUCGAUAUCGCACAGUUAUGGAGAUCGUAGAUAGGGGUCGUGAUUUGCUCGCGAAACGAGUCGACGGUCUCUUGAUCCGAUUUCGCGCGAUUAUGUCGCGGUUAGUUAAGAGGAAAUCGCAGCUCGGCCAAGUUAUGAGGGACGCGGCCUUCUCGUUGGUCGAAGUCAAUUACGCGACAGGUGGAUUAAAUGAGCUAGUCCUGCAGGCGGUCGACAAGGCCAAAACCAAGAUUCGAUCCAGACAGGAGAUGAUCGGUGGGAUUCGACUAUGGAUUUACGAGCCCUUUCGCAGCGGCGCCGAUCCCUUCGAAUUUGUCGGAUUGGCCAGAGGCGGUCAACAAGUUGCUAGAUUGAAGAUCAAUUACGAGAAGGCGAUCGAUUUGUUGGUCGAAUUGGCGUCGUUGCAGCGUAAUUUCCUGAUCCUCGACCGGGUAGUCAAGGCGACGAGUCGCCGUGUAAACGCUCUUCGCUACAUUAUUAUACCUCGAUUAGAACGGACUCUCGCGUAUAUCGUCACCGAACUCGACGAAUAUCAGCGAGAGGAAUUCUAUCGUCUUAAGAAGAUACGAGAAUGGAAAACGAAGCGACGUGACAGACGAUCCUCUAACAAUUUCACGCGGAGCGUCAACAUCCUCGACGACACGGACGAGGAUCUUCUCUUUUAACAAUUAUAACAGAAUCGUAAUUCGAGGGCCAGCGCAGAUGCAAUCUCAAGAGCGCGCUUUCAAAUACAAUAAUACAUGGCACAAAUGUCCACGAGAAUGCUAUAUAUCUCUUAUGUUAUUGUUUGCACUAUAAAUUUUUCACUUUUCAUUUAUAUAUAAUAAUGGGCGAUGCGAGGAGCGAGGAAGAAACAGGGAGAAGAUCAUGCUGCCAGAAUAAAUGUCGACCCUCCGUCGAACGAAUGAGAAAGAAACGCAAGAAGCCAGGGAAGUGAGAGAACGCGAUGGAAACGAGAAUACAGAGGAAGGGGAACCCGAACCGUAGGUCCAAUUAUACCAAGAAAAUACAGCCCGUAAAGCCAGUCUUAACUGCUGCCAAACAUCGAGAUAUGAUAAUGAGAACGUAACUGCAGUUCUUCCCUCUCUCCUAAUCCUAUAGAGUUGACGGAUGUAGAUUCUAGGUGUAGCAACUGCUAAAAUUGGAAGAACUUUCUCCUUUCGCGCGAAAAUUUAUUUCAAUUUAUAUAUAUAUAAUUUAUGAGAGAACAUAUUAAAU